Sebastes umbrosus (honeycomb rockfish) is the source of this 1651-nucleotide messenger RNA. RefSeq names its product nucleophosmin 1b (gene npm1b). Gene Ontology annotation, biological process: chromatin remodeling; ribosomal large subunit export from nucleus; ribosomal small subunit biogenesis. NCBI's taxonomy places the organism in Eukaryota, Metazoa, Chordata, Actinopteri, Perciformes, Sebastidae. Gene Ontology annotation, molecular function: histone binding; RNA binding; chromatin binding. Bases 59 to 946 code for a protein of 295 amino acids. Gene Ontology annotation, cellular component: centrosome; cytoplasm; nucleolus. The transcript is spliced from 11 exons. The record is from RefSeq and is a predicted model, not a curated record.
UGGCUCUCCCAUGUGUCCGUCACACCAGUUUACGGAAGUGUAACCACCCACAACAAAGAUGGAGGACGAUAUCUCAGAUUUGAGCAGACCACAAAUGUACUUGUUUGGUUGUACCCUCAAAUCCGACAAACGGGAGUUCAAAGUUGACGUAGACGACGAUGACACAGAGCAGCAGCUGUCACUCAAAGCAGUGUGUCUGGGAGCCGAGGCUGAGGAUAAGUUCCACAUGGUGGAAGUCGAAGGCCUCACUUAUGAUGGAAAAUCGACCAAGGUGCCGCUGGUUGUCCUGAAACCGUCCGUCCUGCCCUCUAUGAGUUUAGGCGGAUUUGAGAUCACACCUCCAGUUACCUUCCGUCUCCAGUCCGGCUCUGGACCAGUUCACAUCAGCGGGCAGCAUUUUGUUAGUGUGAAGGAUUCAGAGGAUGAAGAAGAGGAGAACAACUCGUCACCAGUGAAGCGGCCUGCGAGCCUGAUGUCGGGGAAGAAGCCUCCAUUGAAAAAACUAAAGAUGGAUUCUGACGAUGAUGAAGACGACAGUGACGAGGAUGAUGACGAUGAUGACGAAGAUGCCGACAGUGAUGAAAAUGAUGUGAAGCCUCAGAAGAACGUCGGAAAAGAGCUCAAAAAAAGCCCAGAGAUUUCAGCAAAGAAGCCCAACAAGACUCCAGUGAAACAAAACGGCCCUGCAGGAAAACCAUCAGGAUCAGCAGCCAAACCACAGAUUAAGACACCUGCCCCAGGAAAAGACAAACCCCAGGCCGGCCCGUCUAAAUCUCCCUCUCUGACUGAGAUUAAGAGCAAGUUGUCAACGGCAGCCAAGGAGGGAAAACCACUACCGAAGACCGAGCAGAAGUUUGAGAAUUACGUGAAGAGUGCUUUCAAAAUCUCAGACAAAAAAGUAAGUGGUCAAGGACCUUUGGAGUUUUGUACAAACACUGAAGAUUGAGAAGAAGUAACCAACCUUUUACUUUGAAACAUUUGCAUCCUGCAAGACAUUUAAAGGCACAGUCAGCGAGAUUUCCUACUUGGCCUUAUUAUGUCAUCAUCGCUAACUAUGACUAUGGCUGACAAAUGGGUGAAGCCGUUAAUGAUUCAUGUGUCGUCAUUUUUUUUUUAGAUGCGAAGCACCUCCUGGAGCUAGUUUUGUAAUUCACUCACCAACUCGCUCAUUCACGUUUAGCAGGUUUUCCACAAGGGGAAGCUGUCCCCUUCAUCGCAUGCCAAUCUGCACCACCUAUAGGGAAGGAAAGUAACAGCACCACCAAUUAGGACCUGCAGAUGUCUAUGUUGCUUCCCUUCAGGAAAGAAAUAGCUGCUGCAAUUUUAACACUUGCGCCACCUGCAGGCAAUAAAUGUUGCACCUGCAGCUUUUUAUAGCUGUAAUAAAUAACAGAUAUGUAAAUUGGCAACAACAUAAUUCAAGUAUUCAGAGCCAGAGACGGACCAGAUCAGAACCUAUUCAAGUUAGUCAUUGCUAAUAUUUGUACAUGGCCCUUCUGUCCUACCCGAGCGGCAACCUCCGUUUCUGAGAAGUGAAGCAAAUGCAGAAGUGCCUUAAACUUGCAUUCUUUCUGAUCGCCAGCAGGGGGCGACUCCUCUGGUUGUAAAAAGAAGUCUGAUUGUAUAGAAGUCUAUGAGAAAAUGAGCCUAC